Rhagoletis zephyria (snowberry fruit fly) is the source of this 294-nucleotide messenger RNA. The record is from RefSeq and is a predicted model, not a curated record. Lineage: Eukaryota; Metazoa; Arthropoda; Insecta; Diptera; Tephritidae.
AUGGUUGAGAUAUCCAGGGCUUCUGCGUCAGCUUCUAAAGUUACCUUCAAAAUAACGCUAACAUCAGAUCCUAAAUUACCCUUCAAAGUGCUUAACGUUCCUGAAAAUGCGCCAUUUACCGCCGUGUUAAAGUAUGCCGCUGAAGAGUUUAAACAGAACCCGGCAACCAGUGCAAUCAUUACAGAUGACGGCAUCGGCAUCAAUCCUUCACAAACAGCUGGUGAUGUCUUUCUUAAACAUGGCUCUGAACUUCGUCUAAUUCCUCGAGAUCGCGUUGGAACACACCAUUCUUAG